GAAUGUCAUUGAGAAGCAGAGUAAUUGACUUGUACAAAAACUUGUACCAUAUGGGGAAGGAAUACCCUGGUGGAUCGAAAUGGUUCCACGAUCGGCUCAAAUUGGCGUUUUCUAAAAAUAAAGAGGUUCAAGAUUCAAAACAAGUGGAGCAACUCAUUGCUCGAGGAGAGUUUGUUGUUAAAGAAAUUGAAGCACUUUACUCGCUCAGAAAGUAUCGUGCGAUGAAACAAAGAUACUACGACAAAGACGAAGAAGUUUCCAUUGCCACCCAAAAGUUCGAGGAUUCUGUCAAAAAACUGUGAAUAGAUUUUAAAUUAUCGUUGUAUUCAUAUUAAAGAAACAUGUACCCCACGAGUAUCAUUUAGUGAAAUAAAAAUAUUAUUAUG
This is a messenger RNA of Caenorhabditis elegans, 386 nucleotides long. It is a transcript of the gene etfr-1, whose product is annotated as LYR motif-containing protein 5. The record is from RefSeq and is marked reviewed. NCBI's taxonomy places the organism in Eukaryota, Metazoa, Nematoda, Chromadorea, Rhabditida, Rhabditidae. The transcript has 3 exons. Gene Ontology annotation, biological process: negative regulation of oxidative phosphorylation. The coding region runs from base 3 to 302 and encodes 99 amino acids.